Molecule: messenger RNA, 432 nt
Organism: Trichomonas vaginalis G3
Lineage: Eukaryota; Parabasalia; Trichomonadida; Trichomonadidae
Product: repellent protein 1 family
Exons: 1
Coding region: 1-432 (143 amino acids)
Source: RefSeq, a predicted model, not a curated record
AUGAAACAAACUUUACCAAACGAUUAUGGAGCACCUAUUGAAUAUUUCUUACGAGCUGCACAAUGGCAAAGAGCAGUCUCACCAAGGUUAGGUGUUCCACCAGCUCCUGUCAAAAAUAGCAUUUGGUCAAGUCCUUAUAUAAAAUAUGGUCUCCCACUAGGUUUGCUAGCUACAGCAGGAGCAGUUAUGAUGUUGAAAAGAAAUAAAGCAAAUGUUGUAAAUAAUACUGAAGUAGCUGAAGUUAAACAAACUCCAACACCUUCGCCAAAACCAACGUCAAAACCAACACCUUCACAAGCAAAACCUUCAAUGACUCCUGAACCUAUGGAAGUACAAACUCCUGUUCAAAAGUCAACUCCUAAACCGACUCCAACAUUUAAACCAGAACCUACUCCUCAAAUAAAUCGUAAAACUCCUGCGUUUCCUUACUGA